AUGGACUCAUUUUUAAUAGCCCUAUUAAUUGCAUAUAUCAUUUCAUUAUUAUUUCACAUUAAUCCAUGGCUACGACUGUGCUGGGUGGCCUGCCUAAUCAUAAGUUUUAUAGGCAACUACUGGCAUCCAAUACGAAUAUUCUGGUUAACAUUACCCCGAGAUCUAAAAACUACAAAACUAUUGCCUGCUAAGUUUUUCCUGUAUAAAUGCAAACGACAUAACAAAUCGGUGCCAAAAGUAUUCAAAGAAAUAGCUUUUAAAUACCCGAAUCGAGUCAUGUUUUACUAUAGGGACGACGUGUGGACUUUCGCUCAAAUCGAUAAUUUUUCAAAUAGGGUGACCAACUGUUUCUUGGAAAUGGGUUAUGGAAAGGGUGAUCACGUGGCACUCAUGAUGGACAACCGACCAGAGUUUGUGGGCCUAUGGCUCGGUCUAUCUAAGGUCGGCAUCAUAUCAGUCCUAAUUAACACCAGUCAACGCAUGGAAACGCUCAUACAUUCCCUAACUGUAAUCAAAUGUAGGGCCUUGAUAUAUGAACCAGAGUUUGCAAACUCAAUUCGAGAUGUAAUUAACAAGGUGAAAAAUAUAAACCCAUUGAUGGAAUAUUAUAUAUACAGUGAUCAUGUGAUAGCUGAUGAUAACCGGGAUAUUCCUUCAGAACCAUUGCACCAACUUUUAGACAUAUCCUCCAAUAAAUACCUUGAUACUCUAUAUGAUAUCAACUUUGGUGAUACCCUGUUUUAUAUCUUCACGUCGGGAACUACAGGUCUACCCAAAGCUGCCGCCAUUAGGCACCACAGGUUUCUAUGGAUGGGAGCACUCAUUAGGUCGACCAUUGGGAUAGGCCUACGCGACAAUAUCUACAUAACUCUGCCCCUCUAUCACACAAACGCGGGGGUUGUUGGCAUCGCUCAGACCGUCCUAUUUGGCACUACCGUAACACUGGGCCGGAAGUUCUCGGCCACACAUUUCUGGGACGACUGUAUUAGAUAUAAAUGCACUGUUGCUAUGUAUAUCGGUGAGAUAUGCCGGUACCUAUUAGCUCAGCCGGAUAAGCCGGUGGACAGACAGCACAACCUUCGCAUUAUGUUUGGCAACGGUUUGCGACAAAAUUUAUGGACAGACUUUAAGACCCGGUUUAAUAUCAAACAGAUCAUCGAGUUUUAUGGGUCGACCGAAGGGAACUCCGGUGUGGCCAACAUCACCGGCAAAGUGGGCGCCUGUGGUUUCCUACCACGUUGUAUACCACCCUGGUUAUGUCAACUCAUAUUCCCAGUGGUUGUAGUUAAAGUGGAUCCAAACACUCGGGAACCCGUACGGGACGAGAACGGUAUCUGUGUUCCCGUAGAGAUGGGAGAAAUUGGCGAAAUAGUGGGUGUAGUUCGUGGAACUGACCCCUCCCGGGCCUACGCUAGCUAUCAUGAUAGCGAGGCCACUGCGAAAAAAAUUGUGCGCAAUGUGUUAGCACCGGGAGAUGUAGGGUACAGGUCAGGGGACCUCAUGGAAAUGGAUGAGUUGGGCUACUUGUACUUCAGGGAUAGGAUGGGAGAUACAUUCAGGUGGAAAGGAGAAAACGUAUCGACGACUGAAGUGGAGGCUAUCAUUCAGAAAGCCGUUGGUCUGACCGACUGUGCGGUAUUUGGCGUCCCUAUAGACAACUGCGAGGGAAAGGCAGGUAUGGUUGUCAUAGCUCGACUACCUAAUGCUCCCAUAGAUAUGAAAAAGUUAUAUAAAACACUAUGUCAUGAGCUACCCUCAUAUGCCGUUCCCGUGUUUGUACGACUGGCCGAUAACAUAGCAGUGACCGCAACGUAUAAACUGAAUAAACAAGGCUUAGAAAAGAUAGGCUUUGAUCCCAAUGUAAUUACCGACGAGUUGUAUGUUUUGGACAAAAUCUGCGAAAGUUAUGUCGAAUUAACGCAUAGACUUUACCGACAAAUACAAUGUGGAUAUGUUUUGCUAUAA
Messenger RNA from Oppiella nova, 1965 nucleotides. The record is from the annotation of a GenBank genome assembly. Lineage: Eukaryota; Metazoa; Arthropoda; Arachnida; Sarcoptiformes; Oppiidae.